This is a messenger RNA of Pyrenophora tritici-repentis Pt-1C-BFP, 861 nucleotides long. NCBI's taxonomy places the organism in Eukaryota, Fungi, Ascomycota, Dothideomycetes, Pleosporales, Pleosporaceae. The record is from RefSeq and is a predicted model, not a curated record.
AUGUACUCGGGCGACUCUUCGCUCGCCUAUUUCGAGGCCAGUGACAUAUACUCUAAUACCAAAAAAAACACCAUAGUCCUGGCACAUGGGCUCCUUGGAUUUGACGAAUUGCGUCUUGCCGGCCAAUUCAUACCAGGAAUACAAUACUGGCGGGGAAUCACAGAUGCACUGGCACAUAAAGGCAUCGAAGUCAUCGUCGCUGCAGUGCCACCCAGUGGGAGCAUCGAGGCAAGAUCAGCCAAGUUGGCCGAGAGUAUUGCGCUCAAAGCAAAGGGAAAGCAGGUCAACAUCAUCGCGGGUCUCGACUCACGAUACAUGAUCAGCCAACUUCGACCGACCGACUUCAAGAUCCUUUCCCUCACCACCAUUGCGACUCCACACAGAGGCUCUGCCUUUGCUGAUUACAUGUUUGAGACAAUAGGCCAGCGCCGUAUCAAGCGAGUUUACAAGGUCAUGGAGUACUUUGGCCUUGAAACUGGCGCCUUCUCACAGCUCACACAAGCAUAUAUGAAGAAUGUUUUCAACCCCAAGACACCGGAUAUACCGGACGUCAAGUAUUACUCGUAUGGCGCGUCGCUGGAGCCCAGCAAAUGGUCCGUCUUUUCGCCUUCGCAUGCGAUUAUCAAGCCAAUAGAGGGGGUAAACGAUGGGCUGGUUAGCGUCCAUUCAAGCCAGUGGGGUGAUUAUAAAGGUACUUUGAUUGGCGUAAGCCAUCUUGACCUGAUCAACUGGACGAAUCGUCUCAAGUGGUUCUUCUGGGAACUCACGGGGAGCAAGCGCAAGUAUGAAGGAUGCUGCUCAUCGACCGGAACGAAUCUAGCUGACAAACAUGUAGUUUUAACGCUAUUGCAUUCUAUUUAG